Messenger RNA from Trifolium pratense (red clover), 2069 nucleotides. Its product is annotated as legumain. Gene Ontology annotation, molecular function: cysteine-type endopeptidase activity. Gene Ontology annotation, biological process: vacuolar protein processing. Bases 246 to 1778 code for a protein of 510 amino acids. NCBI's taxonomy places the organism in Eukaryota, Viridiplantae, Streptophyta, Magnoliopsida, Fabales, Fabaceae. The transcript has 9 exons. The record is from RefSeq and is a predicted model, not a curated record.
CCAAUUAAGAAAGCAAAGAAGAAACAACAUAGCAAAGAAAAACUUGCACUACUAGACAUAACAAACAACAAAAAAUAUCAUACUAGGUAGGUUCACAGUGUUUAGUCACAUAUGUAUAACUCCACGCGUAUACACAAUUGUUCCUUAACAAUCCACCAUUUUCAACGUGUCACACUCUUGUUUUGCAUGCCACCUUGUCUUUAAUUAACCAAGUCAACAAUCUUCUCGUAGCUUCUCCUCUUUUUAUGACUCACUCUUUUCGAUUUUUCUCUAAUUGCUCUGUUUUUCUUCUUCUCAGCAAAAACAUGUUUUCCAACUUUCUUUCAUGUUGGCCAUGGUUGUUGUUGUUGCUGAGUUUGCACGGUUCAGUUGCAAGACAGAACCGUUUUGAGUGGGAACCGGUUAUUAGAUUACCGGGUGAGCCGGAUGAACCGGUUGAUGCUGACGUGGAUGAAGUUGAAGGAACUCGAUGGGCGGUUCUUGUUGCUGGUUCAAGUGGUUACGGCAAUUACAGACACCAAGCAGAUGUGUGUCAUGCAUACCAGGUUUUGAUAAAAGGAGGAGUGAAAGAAGAAAACAUCGUGGUGUUUAUGUACGAUGAUAUUGCUGAUAGCGAGAUGAAUCCUAGACCUGGAGUUAUCAUCAACCACCCACAGGGACCCAAUGUUUAUGUCGGCGUUCCUAAGGAUUACACUGGCGACGACGUGACAGCUGAGAAUCUAUAUGCUGUUAUUCUUGGAGACAAGAGUAAAGUAAAGGGUGGAAGUGGCAAGGUGAUCAACAGUAAAGCCGAGGACAGAAUAUUUAUAUACUACUCUGAUCAUGGAGGCCCCGGAGUUCUUGGGAUGCCAAAUAUGCCGUAUGUAUAUGCUAUGGAUUUCAUCGAUGUUUUGAGGAAGAAGCAUGCAUCUAAAGGUUAUAAAAAGAUGGUUAUAUACAUUGAAGCUUGUGAAAGUGGUAGCAUGUUCGAAGGUGUAAUGCCUAAGGAUCUUGAUAUUUAUGUGACAACUGCAUCCAAUGCACAAGAGAGCAGUUGGGGAACUUACUGUCCUGGGGUGGAUCCUGCUCCACCUCCCGAGUACAUCACUUGCCUCGGAGAUUUGUAUAGUGUUGCUUGGAUGGAAGAUAGUGAGACACACAAUCUAAAAAGGGAAACGGUGAAACAACAAUACAACUCGGUGAAGGAAAGGACGUCAAAUUUCAACAACUAUGCAUUAGGCUCUCAUGUGAUGCAAUAUGGUGAUACCAACAUUACAGAUGAAAAGCUUUAUUUAUACCAAGGUUUUAAUCCUGCAACGGUGAAUCUUCCUCCACUCAAUGGCAACCUAGAAACUAAAAUGGAAGUUGUAAACCAAAGAGAUGCAGAGAUUCUCUUCAUGUGGAAAAUGUAUGAGAGAUUAAGUCAUCAAACAGAAAAGAAGAAAGAGGUCCUCGAGAAGAUUGCGGAGACGGUGAAACAUAGGAAACAUUUAGAUGGUAGUGUGGAAUUGAUUGGAGUUUUAUUGUUUGGUCCAACAAAAGGUCCUUCAAUUCUACAAUCCGCGAGAAAACCUGGUCUUCCUCUUGUUGAUGAUUGGCAAUGCUUGAAAUCAAGGGUUCGUGUGUUUGAAAGUCAUUGUGGAUCAUUAACUCAAUAUGGCAUGAAACACAUGAGGGCAUUUGCAAACAUUUGCAACAAUGGUAUUUCUGAGGAAUCAAUGGAGGAGGCAUGUAUGGCAUCAUGUGGUGGGUAUAAUGUAGGGCUAUUGCAUCCAUCAAACAGAGGUUAUAGUGCUUGAUUUUUGUGUGCAACAGUUUCUUUCCAUAAUAUGAAAGAGUAAGCUGGGGUGCCUAAGUAAGGUAAGGUAGAAACUAUUGGGUGGGAAUUGAGGGGAAAAGCAAGCACAGUCCACUCAAUCCAGCAGCCCAAAGACAUGUGGAUAAUGUUAUUUGCAUUUGAGAGAGUGGUUAGUGUCUAGUGAUGAUGAGUGUUUUUGUAUUUGGUAGUGUAAAUAUAUUAGUGUGUGAUACUUUUCAAUAAAAUAAGACAUUAAUUAGGAUAUGCUCAUUCAGCUUAUGUUUGAUAUCAA